CCUUUCAGACACCAUUGUUAAUGUUUUUAUUCUUUUUUUAUCAGGUGAAUCCUCGAAAUCUAAAUGGUCAAACACCGCUGCACUGGGCCUGUGAUCGGGGACACUUGCACACUGUCGAUCUUUUGUUGGGUCACAAUGGCAUCGAUGCCAAUGUUGUGAACAACGAUGGAGACACACCACUGCAUUGGGCAGUUCGGGGGCGAGAGUAUAAAGUGGUGUGUGCGAUGCUGAACAAGGAUUCGGUGAAUUUAGAAAUUGUGAACAAAGAAUAUAGGACACCAUUGCUUGAAGCUGUUUCGGACGGUCACCUCGGAAUAAUGCAGCGGCUGAUAGCCAGGGGCGCGAAUGUAAAUGUUGUCGAACAUGGAGGAAAUAAUUGCCUGCAUCUGGCGUUAAAAAGAGAAAACAACUUUCAUUCUGAGGUGGAGCACAUGACCAUGUUAGAUCAGUUCUGCAAGGAUCUGAAACUGGGAAGCGAAGAAAGGUACUCUGGCGUGGUGGUUGCCAGUUACCUAGCCCACCACGGGGCCAACUUUUACUGUAAAAACAAAAGUGGCAGAACACCAUUGGACCUAAUAAAAAAGGCAAAAUUAAAAAAAACGUUAAAGACGUUAUUCCGACCAACGCCAUGUCGCUACUGUCAUGAGAACAUGGCCACCGUGAGACUGCAACCAUGUGGAGAUCUUGUUCUCUGCGAGAAUUGUUCUUCUGAAAUGACAUUUAAGAGAUGCCCCGUGUGUCGAGAAUACACCCUCAGCAAAAGUGAAUUUGAGGCUCCAAAGUUUGAGGACAGGUGGGUACAAACAGAGGCUACAUGUCAGGAAUUAGGGGCUGCAUCUCAGGCAAUUGAGUCUCCAGAGUCUGAAGACAAGUGUGUACAAACAGAGGUUGCGUCUGAGGAAAUUGGUGAGUAUAAAAUAACAGUUGCCAAUUGAUUUCUAUAAGUUUUACUUCCCCUGGCCAUAUUGUGCUUCAAAGAAUAACCGGAAACAGGUUACAUUCCGACUUGACGAUUGAAAGAGUAACUGUAUAAUAGUUCUAUUAAAGAUAUCGAUAUUAUUGAAAGUUUAUGGAAUAACCAUUGAGGAUAGCACUGUUGGUAAUAAUGUUCAAAUUAGAAGACACAAUAGAGUUAAUUUUGUCAUUUGGUCACGGAACUCAUCAUCAUCAUCGUUUAACGUCCGUUUUUAUAGUAGCAUGGGUCGGACGAUUUCACAGGCAAGGCAGUAGGCUACGCCAGGCUCCAAUGUGAUCUGGCAAGGUUUCCACAUAUGUAUGCCAUUCCUAACGCCAACCACUCCGAGAGUGUCGUGGGUGCUUUUUACGUGCCACCGACACAGGAGCCAGUUGAGGUUGGGGCUGGCAUUGACCACGUUCGGAUGGUGCUUUUUACUUUCCCCCAGCACAGGGAACCAGUCAGGCGGAACUUGCGACAAACCACUGAAUAACGUUGUUAUAAAUUAAAAGGAUUAAAAAUCAAAUCUCUAAGAGUAUAAGUAUAAUGAUCAUUAACGUUGAUUAAAUAUUAAAUUUAGUAUUGAACGGUGAACAUCUGUUUGCAUUUAAACAAAAUAUUGGUGUUGACAUAAAAUAUAAAGAUAGGAAUUAAAUAUGAUUUCCCUGUGUGAUUUGAUCUCACA
This is a messenger RNA of Octopus sinensis (East Asian common octopus), 1640 nucleotides long. Its product is annotated as E3 ubiquitin-protein ligase MIB2-like. Gene Ontology annotation, cellular component: cytoplasm. The record is from RefSeq and is a predicted model, not a curated record. The transcript is spliced from 7 exons. Gene Ontology annotation, molecular function: ubiquitin-protein transferase activity; protein binding. Bases 21 to 935 code for a protein of 304 amino acids. NCBI's taxonomy places the organism in Eukaryota, Metazoa, Mollusca, Cephalopoda, Octopoda, Octopodidae. Gene Ontology annotation, biological process: protein ubiquitination.